GGUUCCUCGCCAAAACAAUGGCAAAGUUCAACGAGACAUAACCAGGAAAGUCUAUAAAACUGCUUGCGACCUGAUACACUUUUGUUAUACAUUACAUUUGCUUAUUGUCAAACGGUUGUGUCAUAAAAAAACAAUUUUGUAAUAUGAUUAAAUUUAUCUAAUUAAUAAGUAGAAACUCGAUAAAAAUUGCAAAAGUGGUUGUUUAUUUCUUAAGUCAAUAUGUCACAGUUUUCAAAAUUGGUGCUAGUUAUUGCCGCAGUCAAUAUUAUAGAAGUUAUACCGAUACAGUUACAACAAGGAGAAGAAUUAAAACAGAACAAUAUUGAAGAUUCGCAACUGAAUGAAUGUUUGUCUGUACAAAGAGGUGCUGAAGUUGGAGUAUGUUUCGGGAAGGAGAUGUUAAACAAACUCACUAAGUUUAAUGAAGAGGAUUCAUUCAGUCUGGCAACAGGUGUCUCAUUUGUUAGAGAUGAAAAAACACCUAGAGAUAUCGAAGGUUUCCUCGACAGGGACCCAAUGGAUUUCCGUACAAUGAUGGAGGAUGCCAGCAACCUGAUCUCCAAGAGGUCACUGCACUGGGAUUUGAGUGCAUUGUACCCUGGACUAGUGAUGAGGAUAGGGCCAACAUUAGCCAACGGAAUACUGGAAUUUGUUGUGGACCCGAGAAUCAAAGACCGAACUUACCAUCAGCAAUCUAAUACGGAAAUAUCCACAGCCAGUAAAAAAGCAUUUCUUCUUGCGAAAUUAGCUCUACUUGCUGUAACAGUUUUCAGUGGGGGUUCAAGUUUAGGAAGUUAUGGCUCUUAUGGUGGUUUCAGUGGACCAUCUUUAUCAUCAUACACGAGCUAUGAAUCUCCUCACCAUCACGAUCAUCAUAGUUCUUCAGGUUAUUAUCAUAGAAGACCUCAUCAUGCGGAAUAUUACUAUAGAGAAAAAUCUGCCGAACAGCAGUCGACAGCAGCACCAAUAACACCAGAUGAGCUUCGUGACAGAUUAGAAAGACUAUUUGUAACUAAAAAAGAAAUAGGAGACCCCCUCGACGAUGGAAAAAUUAGGAAUGCUAGAAAUUUUGCGUGGAGACCCAUAGAUGUUUAA
This is a messenger RNA of Diatraea saccharalis (sugarcane borer), 1095 nucleotides long. The record is from the annotation of a GenBank genome assembly. NCBI's taxonomy places the organism in Eukaryota, Metazoa, Arthropoda, Insecta, Lepidoptera, Crambidae.